Colletotrichum phormii is the source of this 807-nucleotide messenger RNA. Its product is annotated as PQ loop repeat-domain-containing protein. NCBI's taxonomy places the organism in Eukaryota, Fungi, Ascomycota, Sordariomycetes, Glomerellales, Glomerellaceae. The transcript has 5 exons. Gene Ontology annotation, cellular component: membrane. The record is from RefSeq and is a predicted model, not a curated record. Bases 1 to 807 code for a protein of 268 amino acids.
AUGGCUGUCGUCAAUCUGGGACAACCUGCGUCGCUAUCGCAGGGCCCUAUCUCGCGAGAUGACGCAUCCGAGAUACUCGGCAGCAUCAGCAUGGCUGCCUUUCUCUGCCUCUUGAUCCCGCAACUCGCUGCCAACUACAAGUUGAAGAGCGCAGAUAGCUUAUCUAUGGCAUUCCUGUUCAUUUGGCUUUUGGGAGACGUUACCAAUUUACUAGGGGGUCUGGCGAACGGCAUCGCGCCCGCAAGCAUAGCUGUGACAACAUAUCUCUGCUUUUCGGACUCGACACUCAUCUGCCAGUGCCUGUACUACAACUCAAAACGUCGGAUUCGGAACCUCGUACAACCUAGCACGCCAAGAUCGCAAUCUCCCGAGCGCCGACCUCUUCUCGAGCCGGCGGACUCUUCUGAGGAUGUGAACUCAGCAGGGCAUUAUCAAGUUGCCUCUCCUGGGUCGACUCAGGUUGUGGACAAAGAUGAGGAAAAUGACAUCAGCACUGUACGCACCCUGCACGACUGGCGCUUCAAUGCGGCAUGCCUUGUCAUGGUCGCUAUUCUUGGGAUCUCGGGAUGGUUCGUGCUUCGCGAGUUUGGGGUGGUUGGCGGUGAGAAGCCUCCUGGAGCCGUGAGUGUUACAGAGUUGCCAGGCAUUUCCGAGUCGGUUGGAUCAGCGUUGGGAGUCAUCGGCGCAAUCUGCUAUCUGUGUGCCAGGAUUCCACAAAUUAUCAAGAAUUACAGGGGAAAGUCAUGCGAAGUGUCAUUGCGUACAAGCAAGACAGAGAGUACUUGCUUACAAGCCUACCGUGGCUAA